Molecule: messenger RNA, 4230 nt
Organism: Abrus precatorius (Indian licorice)
Lineage: Eukaryota; Viridiplantae; Streptophyta; Magnoliopsida; Fabales; Fabaceae
Product: pentatricopeptide repeat-containing protein At3g46610-like
Exons: 2
Coding region: 85-2373 (762 amino acids)
Molecular function (GO): protein binding
Source: RefSeq, a predicted model, not a curated record
GCAAACGAAUGGCUGUGAGAAAGGGAGGUUGCCGCUGCUCAGCGUUCUUCAACUGAUUUGGGCGAGCCUUAGUGGAAGGAAGAAAUGGUUCACACUUUAAGCACUUGGCCCUUCAAAAUGGUGCCUCCUCUUCCUGUUGCCUCUGAAAUAGGUUCUUCUAGUGUUACUGAUCUCAACAGGAGAAGAAGGUCGAAAAUGGGUCUUGUUUUUUCCGUUUCUUACAGUACACAAGUUAGUGUUUUUCAAUGUUCAAAAGGUUAUGGGGCAGUGGUCUUUUCUGGACACCCAAGAUUGGAUUUGAGAUAUGGGUUUUUGUUAGGAAGCUCUGAAAUCAAAUUUGUCACCAUUUUUAAACCAAACAAGAGUCCUGUCGGAGGCUUGGCUCCACCCUUGCUGUGGGCAUUGGAGGAGGGAGGUGUUGGAAACGAAUUGGUUGAGGAGCAGAUUGAAUCUACUUGCUGUGGUACUUCGGUUAACGGUGAGUCAGUGGGCGUGACCUCUUUGAAUUUGAAUCAAGUCCAGGACAAUGACUAUGAACAAAAAGUGCAUGGUGAUGACAAUAGUGAGGAGGAUGCAGAGGAAGAGUGUGAUGGGAAGAUUGAUGUUAGAGCGCUUGCCAUGAGAUUACAGACUGUAAAGACUGUGGAGGACAUGGAGCAGAUUCUUAAGGACAAGGGGGACUUGCCCCUUCAGGUGUUUUCGACCAUACUUAGUGGUUUUGGUAAAGAGAAGAGAAUGGAUUCUGCAAUGAUUCUUUUUCAUUGGAUGAAGAAGAGGAAGAUGGAAACUAAUGGCUCUUUUGGCCCCAACCUUUUCAUAUAUAACAGUCUAUUAGGUGUGGUUAAACAAUCUGGACAAUUUGCAGAAAUGGAAUCUAUUUUGAAUGAAAUGGCUCAAGAUGGAAUCACCUAUAAUGUUGUGACAUAUAACACCUUGAUGGCAAUUUAUGUAGAGAAAGGAGAAGGUGACAAAGCUCUAAAUAUGCUUGAGGAAAUCCAGAGAAAUGGCCUUACACUGUCUCCGGUAUCCUAUUCUCAAGCCUUGUUGGCGUACCGGAAAAUGGAAGAUGGCUAUGGAGCUCUAAAUUUCUUUGUUGAGUUUAGAGAAAAAUACCAUCAAGGUAAAACUGGAAAAGAUGGCGAUGGAGAAGAUUGGGAGAAAGAAUUCAUGAAGCUUGAGAAGUUUACAAUCCGUGUUUGCUAUCAAGUAAUGCGCAGUUGGCUAGUCAGUCAUGAUAACUUAAGCAACAAUGUAUUGAAGUUUCUUGUCGAUAUGGAUAGUGCUGGGAUUCCACUGACGCGGGCAGAACUUGAGCGGCUGGUCUGGGCUUGUACCCGCCAAGAUCACUACAUUGUUGUAAAAGAGCUGUACGUACGGAUAAGAGGAACGUACGAUAAGAUCAGCUUGUCUGUCUGCAACCAUGUAAUUUGGUUGAUGGGGAAAGCAAAGAAGUGGUGGGCAGCUUUGGAGGUAUAUGAAGAUUUAUUGGACAAAGGGCCGAAGCCAAAUAACUUGUCAUAUGAACUGAUAAUCUCUCACUUCUAUGUUCUUCUCAGUGCAGCCAAGAGGAAAGGAAUUUGGAGAUGGGGUGUCCAGUUAUUAAACAAGAUGGAAGAUAAAGGCCUAAAACCUGGAAGUAAAGAAUGGAAUGCGGUGCUUGUGGCCUGUUCUAAGGCUUCAGAAACUACUGCAGCUGUGCAAAUAUUUAAGAGAAUGGUGGAAAAUGGUGAAAAACCAACUAUAAUUUCAUACGGGGCUUUAUUGAGUGCUCUUGAAAAGGGAAAACUCUAUGAUGAGGCCCUCCUUGUGUGGAACCAUAUGGUCAAGGUUGGGGUCGAACCAAAUGCAUAUAUCUACACAAUUAUGGCUUCGGUUUAUACCGCACAAGGAAAUUUUAAUAGAGUUGAUGCCAUCAUUCAGGAGAUGGUAACAUUAAAGAUUGAGGUAACAGUAGUGACAUACAAUGCAAUAAUUACUGGUUGUGCACGGAAUGGUAUGAGUAGUGCAGCAUAUGAAUGGUUUCACCGAAUGAAAGUUCAGAACAUCUCCCCCGAUGAGAUAACUUAUGAAAUGCUGAUUGAGGCUCUUGCAAAUGAUGGAAAGCCAAGGUUGGCAUAUCAAUUAUAUGUGAGAGCUAAGAAUGAAGGCCUAGUCCUCUCUUCAAAAGCUUAUGAUGCAGUUGUACAAUCCUCUCAGGCUUUUGGUGGAACCAUUGAUUUAGGUGUUUUAGGACCUCGUCCUGAAGAUAAAAAAAAGAAAGUGCAAAUUAGGAAAACAUUGACUGAAUUCUACAACUUGGCUGGUGUUCCCCGGAGAAGUAAAUCAUUUGAUAGAAGUGAAACUUAUCACUCACCUACACAAGAAAGUCCAUAAGUAAUUUAAUACAUUGAAAUUAGCAUAGUCAAAUAAUAUUUUGUUACCUCUGUACAUUCUGGUCCAUCAUCGCUUGAGGCUUUUGUAUCCUUAGCCCGAGAAGGAAAAAAUCACAGUCAAUGUUUUCUUUUACUUUUAUAAGAAAAAUAGAGACGUAACCCUUUUUGCGGAACUAUUGUUGGUAUUCUGCUCAAAUAUUUGGAAGGAGAGUUUGAUCCUUUUAGAAAAUUAUUCUUUUCCCUGAGCAUUUUCUUACUUGGGCAUUAAAAUAGAAAAAAUUGUUUAAAAGUGGUGAUAGGAUGCUUGUCUUGCAUCUUCUUAAAUUUUGUAAUCAUAAGAUAAUAAUUGAGUCCUGUAUUUAGUAUUUAAUUUUGUAACUGACUUAAAGUUUACAUUUACACAUUCUUUUAUGAUGGCUUGUUCAAUAAUUGUUUUUAGUACUACUACUACCUCAGUUCCUAAUUAUUUGUCCAGACAGAGAGAAGAUAAUCUUUGCUAGUUUUUCCAAUUGGUGCUAUUAUACUUUUCUAUCAUGAAAAGCAAAAGAUUUUUUAGUAGAAUCAUGUUUUCCACACUUUCUUUUCUUCUGAUUCGUUAGCUCCAAUUCCAGUUUCUUGCAGUUGCCCAAUGUUUUAGUUUCUCACUGCUCUAGUCAGAAAUUAUGUCAAUUCUCUGUUUCCAGUUAUCCAUUUACUCUGACUCUUAAAUAUACCAUAAAUUUUGCUUGAUUGCUACUGGUAUUGCUAUCUAAUCUUGCUAUAACUGAUUGUUUCCUUGAACUUUUCUCAUGACAAAUCCACUUCAGUUUCAUCUCCUAUAUUUCCUGAUUUAGGCAAAUUGCAUUUAUUCUAUUCUGAAUUAAAUCACCUUUUUUUUCUUGCUCUUAUGUAUUUUGUAUGGUAAAGAUUAUUGAAAAUUUAUUUAGAAUUGGAUUGCAUUUAUUCUAUUUUGAAUUAAAUUACUUUUUUUUCUUGCUCUUAUGUAUUUUGUAUGGUAGGUUGCAUCCUUUGUAUUGAUGGUGUUGAAAAUUAUUGAAUUUAUUUAGAAUUGGAUGUUUUAAGCGCCACAAACACAAAUAUAUGUAUAUUUCGGAGAUAGUUUUCUAUAUAAAUUAUGUCUGUUUCUGUUAAACAUAUUUGAGAAACUCUCUUCCUUGCCAAUUUUUUCAAAAAUUAUGACACAACAAAUAUAAUUUUUAUGCUUAAUUUAUCAUUAAAAUUUAAUAUUAUUUAUGAAUUAUUUUUUCAUAAAUUAGAUGAAAAUAUACGAAUGUUCAUAAAUAUAAUAUAAUUCUCAAAAUUAAAAAUAUAAAUUGAAUAUAAAUAUUUUUAGAAAUUCUCAUUUUAAGACCAUGAGCUAAAAUAAGUAAAAAUAUUGCAACUAUUUCUUCUAUGCUUAUAUGAUAAAUAUUAUGUAGUCCUCCUCUUUCACGUAAAAUGUUAUAAAGCUCAAAAAACUUGAUUAGUGAAACAUAAUUAAUUAUAACAAUUUUUAUAUCACGUAAAAUGUUAUAAAACUCAAAAAACUUGGUUAGUAAAACAUAAUUGAUUAUAACAAUUUUUAUCAGUCUCAUGAUAUAAUCGCCUUAAAACUAUACUUUCUAGUGUGUUUUUAUCACUCUAUUGCAUAUAACAUUAAUUUUCUCUUUUUUGUUUCCCUUAUACUCUCAAUAGUUCUUGAAUUAAUUUCUAAUAUUUCCUCCAACAUCUAACAAUUCAAGAAAAGUAUUAAACAAUUUAUUAUACAAGUAACAUAAACAAUACAAUUUGUGGUAAGUGUAAAAAAUGUAGAAUAACAAUAUAAUAUAGUUUGCAGUAAGUGCAGAAUAGUAAUACGACACAGUAAAGUAGACAUAUU